This is a messenger RNA of Doryrhamphus excisus (bluestripe pipefish), 4570 nucleotides long. It is a transcript of the gene grk3, whose product is annotated as G protein-coupled receptor kinase 3. Lineage: Eukaryota; Metazoa; Chordata; Actinopteri; Syngnathiformes; Syngnathidae. Gene Ontology annotation, molecular function: G protein-coupled receptor kinase activity; G protein-coupled receptor binding; ATP binding. Gene Ontology annotation, biological process: protein phosphorylation; G protein-coupled receptor signaling pathway; regulation of signal transduction. The record is from RefSeq and is a predicted model, not a curated record.
UCACGUUCAACAACGUUCGCGUGACCCGAACCACCUGAGCCGAGCCUAGCCAAGCCGACCCAAGCCGAGCCGAAAGGUACCACCGGUCCGGCUCCAGGCUGCGAGCCGCUCCGGGUUUUGGGAGCCCUCCCGCCGCAGUGGGAGGAAGUUGAGCCACAAGGCAGCUGAGCCACCGUGUUAACGACAAGAGAAAAACACGGAGACGAGAGGCGACCACGGGACACGCACACUACCGGAGCCGGGGAACGGACACCUCGAAAGAACACAGGAGAGAGGACGGAGUCUCCCGGCACUCGCUCGGAGGGACGCCGAGCUGCUCACAAGCGGACGGAAGCUCCUCCAGCUCGGCUCGCCUGGUAGGAAGGAGUCGCCCGCAGCUGGCUGAGCACGAAGACCCGCCACCCCCCGCCUGUUUGUGGAGCCAGACACCGGUGCCUCGGUGCGGGACACUUCCACGCCGCCUCCGCCGGUUGUACCGUUCCUCCCCAUCGUCUGCUGCUUUAGUUUGUCCGCCAUUUGACUUAAAAGUUCCAAGUGUUUCUGGCGCCCCCUCCCCCUCCUCCAGCGUCACUGGCAGUCCCCAGGCAGCCCUCCGCGCUGGCUGCCCCGGCGACGCGACGAGGCUCCCUUAACACUUGGCCUGGAAGCUGCGGGGACAUUUUCAGGAGACUAUUGGGGACACUGGAUGCUUUUUGUGGAGGAACGUAGCCUGACUCGAAGCUGCCGGAUAGCAGCGCAGCUCGCCCGCUAGCGUGUUAGCUCCGUAGCUAGCUACAUGCUAACUAGCAAAGCAAACAUCGACGGUAGCUUCUGACGUGAUCGAGCGUUGCAGGCAGCAGCCUGAGGGACAUAGUCUCUGGUAGUCUUCAGUCCGGGACCAGACCAGACGACGUUGCGGGCCGGGGCAGGCGGACCUUGGUGCGGGCUGUGUGGAACGCAAAGGAGGCGCGCUAGCUUGUGUUUGCUGACUGGAAGACAUUUGCAUUGCUCGCACACAAGAAGACACUUUUCAAGCACGCAGCUGGAGGAUUAGUCCACCUGUCCUCCGCCAUCCUCCCUCCUCACGCCAACACAGCCCGUGUGGACAGACCAACGUGGACAUUGUCUCGGGGGACGGAUGCAGGCCGUCCAUCCCGUGCGUUUGACGGCAGCGUGCACGGAGAAGCCGUUGUCUUAAAUGGGAUCGAAAUAAAAAGGAAGCAUUGACUCUUUGAUUGGCAACUACUUCUCCUCCGAACCGACGAUGACACUCUGAGGACACAGUCGACGGCCAGGACACCCACCCUCCCCGUCCCCUUACACCGCCCCGGGACGUUGAUGGUGGUCUCAUCUGGUGGAGGACCUCUGUGUUUUUGAAGCUCCACGCGAAAGUCUGCCGAGAAAGAUGGCGGACCUGGAGGCAGUGUUGGCUGAUGUCAGCUACUUGAUGGCGAUGGAGAAGAGCAAGUCCACUCCUGCAGCACGAGCCAGCAAGAAGAUCAUCCUGCCCGAGCCCAGCAUCCGCAGCGUGAUGCAGAAGUACUUGGAGGAGCGUGACGAGCUCACCUUCGACAAGAUUUUCAACCAGAAGAUCGGCUUCCUGCUCUUCAAGGACUUCUGCUUGAAUGAGAUCGACGAGGCCGUGCCGCAGCUCAAGUUCUACGAAGAAAUCAAAGACUACGAGAAGCUGGACUCUGAGGAGGAGCGGCUGAGUCGCAGUCGGCAGAUCUACGACGGCUACAUCAUGAAGGAGCUGCUGUCCUGCUCGCAUCUGUUCUCCAAGAAAGCAGUGGACCACGUGCAGAGUCAUCUGGCCAAGAAGCUGGUGCCCCCCAGCCUCUUCCAGCCCUACAUCCUGGAGAUCUGCGACAGCCUGAGAGGGAAGAUCUUCCUCAAGUUCAUCGAGAGCGACAAGUUCACUCGCUUCUGCCAGUGGAAGAAUGUGGAGCUCAACAUUCACCUGACCAUGAACGACUUCAGCGUGCACCGCAUCAUCGGCCGCGGCGGCUUCGGCGAGGUUUACGGCUGCAGGAAGGCUGACACGGGCAAGAUGUACGCCAUGAAGUGUCUGGACAAGAAGAGGAUCAAGAUGAAGCAGGGCGAGACACUGGCGCUCAACGAGAGGAUCAUGCUGUCGCUCGUCAGCACGGGGGACUGCCCCUUCAUCGUGUGCAUGACCUACGCCUUCCACACCCCCGACAAGCUCUGCUUCAUCCUGGACCUCAUGAACGGUGGUGACCUGCACUACCACCUGUCCCAGCACGGCGUUUUCAGUGAGAAGGAAAUGCGCUUCUACGCUGCAGAGAUCAUCCUGGGCCUGGAACACAUGCACAACCGCUUUGUGGUAUACCGAGACCUCAAGCCGGCGAACAUCCUGUUGGACGAGCACGGUCACGUUCGGAUCUCCGACCUGGGCCUGGCUUGCGACUUCUCCAAGAAGAAACCUCAUGCCAGCGUGGGUACCCAUGGGUACAUGGCUCCAGAGGUGCUCCAGAAGGGGACAGCGUACGACAGCAGCGCUGACUGGUUCUCCUUGGGAUGCAUGCUUUUCAAGCUCCUCCGAGGGCACAGCCCCUUCCGACAGCACAAGACCAAAGACAAACACGAGAUUGACAGGAUGACACUCACCAUGAACGUGGAGCUGCCCGACUCCUUCACAGCAGAACUCAAAGAACUUCUGGAAGGUCUCCUGCAGCGUGACGUGUCCAAGAGGCUGGGCUGCCAGGGCAGAGGAGCCUCGGAGGUCAAGGAGCAUCCUUUCUUCAAGGGCAUGGACUGGCAGCAGGUGUACCUGCAGAAGUACUCGCCACCCUUAAUCCCGCCCAGAGGGGAGGUCAAUGCCGCCGACGCCUUCGACAUCGGCUCCUUUGACGAGGAAGACACCAAGGGCAUCAAGCUGCUGGACAGCGACCAGGAGCUCUACAAGAACUUCCCCCUGGUCAUCUCAGAGCGCUGGCAGCAGGAAGUGGCGGAGACCGUCUACGAGGCCGUCAACUCCGACACGGACAAGAACGAAGCUCGCAAGAGAGCCAAGAACAAGCAGCUGGGCCACGAGGAAGACUACGCCUUGGGCAAGGAUUGCAUCAUGCACGGAUACAUGCUGAAACUGGGCAACCCCUUCCUCACCCAAUGGCAGCGACGCUACUUCUACCUCUUCCCCAACAGGGUGGAGUGGAGGGGGGAGGGGGAGUCACGGCAAAACCUGCUGACGAUGGAACAGAUCGUAUCUGUGGAGGAAACGCAGAUUAAAGAUAAGAAGUGCAUCCUGCUGCGCAUCAAAGGAGGGAAGCAGUUUGUGCUGCAGUGCGAGAGCGAUCCAGAGCUGGUGCAGUGGAAGAAGGAGCUGACCGAUGCAUUCACUGAAGCUCAGAAAUUACUGCGCCGUGCUCCCAAGGUCAUCGGGAAGAGUCGCAGCGGCGUGGUCGAGCUCUCCAAACCCCCCCUCACACACCGCAACAGCAAUGGCCUGUGAACACAUGCGCACGCACGCACACACACACACACACACAAACAAACACACACACACACACACACACACUGACCAAUUCUACUUUUUUCGGCCAUGGGACCUUGCCAGUCGUGGACAGGAAGCAGCAUGUGACCUGCAUGAACCUUGAGGGGGAGCGUGGGGGGCGUGUCCUCUCUCAGCCCUACAAAUCCCACCCGAGGGAUGAGUGGGGCGCUGUAAGGACUCAAAGCCUUCCCCUUGUGAGCAAUGAGUGAUUACCCCCACCCCCACACACAGCGUGUAACGGACGUGCUAACGUGCCAACAUCCUCCGUGAAUAUUCCGCAGCAGGAAGUGAACGGACCGCAGACUCUUCUGAUUGGCCAAUCGCCGUAGAGACUGACAUUCCAUUGGCUGACCAGCAGCAGACAGUCGCUAUGGCAACCAGCGGACUCAAAGUGGGGGAGGGGCGUGUGUAUAUAUUGUUUGUGUUUUAGUGUUUGCAUCAUGGUGGGGGGGCAGAAAGUCAGUCAGUCAGCCACCAUGGCAACACCACCAUGGGUUGGGAGGGGGGGCGUUAGCAUGUUAGCUAGGUGUUUGUCUCCUGCGUGACGAGGACGCAGCCUGUUCUCCAACAUUCCGCCACGCCACGAAGGAGAGGCGGCCUGAUUAGCGUUAGCGUGCUUCUUUGUUUUGUUCGCAAGCCUUCCGCGGUGGGCGUGGUCUCUUCGGAGAAAAGUCGUCACCUUUCAAGGUGUCUUUUAUUUUUUUAUUCUGUUCUUUGACGUGGUUCCUCGCACCUUUUUAGCGCCAUGUGUUACUCGCUAGUCUCAAUGUGCCAAACAACUGUUGCCGAGGGGGCGGAGCCUGCGCAAGCCUUACUUGGGACCGUGUGACCCCGCCCCCCCCGCCGUCUCUCUGAAGGGAAGAAAACUGUGAGUCUCUUCUGCCAGGACACGUGCACGCUCGCCAUGAAGUAUCUAUGAGAAAUAUAUGUGUAUAAGAACACAAAAGCUUUAGGUUUAUUUAAAAGAUAGAAAAAAUAAAGUUUGGGGAUUUUAAUGUGAUUUCUUUCAAAUGUUUGUGGUGAACAAUCUUGCACAUAAAGACUUGGAAAAAAAACAUUUCUUUGGAUCUAUAAUUU